Caenorhabditis briggsae is the source of this 1155-nucleotide messenger RNA. It is a transcript of the gene Cbr-srw-67, whose product is annotated as Protein CBR-SRW-67. Bases 1 to 1155 code for a protein of 384 amino acids. The transcript is spliced from 6 exons. Gene Ontology annotation, molecular function: G protein-coupled peptide receptor activity. Gene Ontology annotation, cellular component: membrane. NCBI's taxonomy places the organism in Eukaryota, Metazoa, Nematoda, Chromadorea, Rhabditida, Rhabditidae. The record is from RefSeq and is a predicted model, not a curated record.
AUGUCAUUCAAUUAUACCGACGCAGAUUUUGGAGGAUUCGGCUUCACGGAGUCCACUAUAAACACAUGGAUUGCCAUUGCUGACUUUAUCAGUUCAAUUUCGAUGACUGUAGUGACUUAUGAGUUCUAUUUGGCAUGUGGAGGAGUCGUCGCAAAUGUGUUUCAUCUUUUGAUUCUCCUUCAAAAAUCGAUGAGAUCCAAUAGUGUGAACGUGGUAAUGAUCGGAAUUGCUGCCUGUGAUUUAUUCAGUAUGGGAUUCACUGUAUUUUCAAAUCUAUUGGUAUUGGUAAAUUCGAAUCCCGAAUGCUGGAACUCUUCCAACUACUCAGUUAUAGUUAUACAACUAUGGGGAUCUGCUAUAAACGACGACCUUCGAAGAAUGACUCCAUGGCUUGGCAUCCUAAUGGCUGUUAUACGAUUUUUAAUUAUCAAGAACUCCUUAAACCCUAAAUUCCAAAAACUCUCUGACCCUAUGUUCAGUGUUACAAUCACUCUUAUCACAUGGAUUCUUAGCACACUAUGGUCAAUGUUUUAUUUUCUUAGGUUAUCAGUAACAGAUGUGGGAAUACCAUGGGAACCAGCUCCAACCUGUACCGCGUUUCCUCUAAAUUACACUGAACAUCAAUAUGAUUUCACUAUUGACCAAACAUACAUGAGUAACGCAGUUUUUAUCAUCAAAGUUUAUCUAAUCAUAGAUGGAAUUCUGAAGAUCAUUCCCACUAUUAUGUUUCCCAUUUUGACAUUUCUACUGAUUAGAGAACUGAAAGCUGCGCAAAGUUCUCGACAAAAAAUAUCUGCGGCUGUUCAGAGGAAAGAAGAGAGCACCCGUUCGGACCAUACAACUAGUUUAGUCAUUUUGAUGACUGUAACUUUUAUGACCGGUGAAGGACUUCUGGGAAUUUGUUAUGUCGUACAAGGGCUCAUCACCAGUUAUCCCAUAUUUGUACAAAUCGUCACUGACCUCAGCUACAUUUUUGGAAUUUUCGUUGCUCUGAACUCUAGCACCCAUUGCCUCAUUUGCCUUACAGUAUCCUCACAAUACCGUCGAACAGUCAAAUCUCUAUUUUUAUGUGAAUCGUGUAAACCAAGAAAAGCAUCCUCGAAGGUUUGCGUCUCCGCAAAAGCUAGUGUAUCAAGCAUGGCUCCUGUUACAUGA